UCCAGGUGUGUUAUCAUUACACAGGAAGAAAGCGAAGUGUUGACAAGAAAGUUAUAUGCUAUAAAAUGAGACAUAAGCGGAGGAAUUAUUAAAAUCUGUGUUCAUUAAUUUUUGAGAAAUUAUAUAUCAUUAAUCUGUGUUCUAACAUUUCGUUCAUUAUGAAGCAAAAAAGUGUAAUUGUGUGCAUAUUCGCGCUGGUCGCGAUUCAUUUAUGCACGGGCCAGAACAAUACCGGAACAGAUGACUCCGCUCAGAAAGACAUUGUUACGGACGAAAAAACAGCUCUUCAAAAGGGCAUGGACCCUAUUUUUGAUCUUUACCAUAACUUUCUUGAUACUGUGAUGUCAAAAAACUUUUACGACGCUAAUAGUGCACCUUUUAAUAUACAUACAGUGAUAGAAAUCACACAGAAAAACGAUUAUAGCCAGUUACAAUCUAAAUGGCAAGAUUUAGUGAAAACUUUCGGAGGAUAUGCGGGAUGUAUAAUAGUAGGUUUGCUGUUUGUGGUUUUCAUGCCAAUCGUCGGUCUGAUCUACUGUUGCUGCCAUUGUUGCUGUCACAAAUGUGGCGGUACACGAGAGAUGAUGGACCCCAAACGUGCCUCAUGCAAGAGAUGGACUUACACCAUAAUCCUACUCAUAUGUGCAACACUGAUGUUAGCUGGUGGUAUUAUAACAUUCCUUGGAUCGGAGUUACUUCACAAAUCCUUAAAAAAUGAAGAUAACAGUGGGCUUGUGGGAAAAUUAGAUGACAGUCUGGGACAUCUUCAGACAUUUACCAAUGAUACAAUCAACGAUAUAGUACACAUAGCCAAAGAGAAAAUUAUUAACGAAGGUCUUGGCAAGAUUUUACCAGAAAUUAAAGAUGCGGCUGAUAGAACAGUGACGAAAGUAAAGAAGAAGAUUAAUGCAGAACAACUACUGGACGAGGCUGCAGCACUUGGAGAAGUCGCAACCACAGUUCUUGAUGACCUGAAAAAUCUGAAGGAGCAGGUGACGAGACUUCAGGAUCUACAGACUAAUGUUUCUACCAAGUUGAGUGCAGUAAAGGCUGAUGUCGUGGAUGCGUGUAAUUCAUCUUGUGGUGGUGUAGACGAUAAGGUCCAGGGCCUUAACUUUAACCCAAACUACACUCAGUUGAAAGAUCAGCAACAAAAGAUAGAUGAAGUUGCAAAGGCUGUAAACAUUAGUGCAUUUGUAGAGGAGGCUUCUAGGGAGUUUGACAAUGUCUCAAAAGAAGUGGAUGACAAAGUGGAAUCAGAAAUUACAAAUGCAGAGAACCAAGUAAAUAAGAUGAACAACACAAUAAACAGGCAAAUUGGAAAUAUAAGCAAUCAAACUAAGCCUUUUAUGGACAGUGUGAAGGAAGGUCAAGACUUUGCUACAAAUGAACAGGAAACAUUCAAGGAUAUAGCAGACUACAUCUGGUAUGCCUGUAUAGGUAUGGGCUGUGCUGUAAUAUUAGUGGUGUUUUUCUACUAUAUGGGAGUAUUGUUUGGCCUGUGUGGAGAAAGGCCUGGGCCUCGAGCUGCCUGCUGUAACAGAGAGACAGGAGCCCAUCUUCUCUGCACGGGUAUAUGCUGCUCUUUCCUGUUUGCCUGGAUCCUCAUGUUAGUUGUGAUACUCUUGUUCACUCUCGGAGGACUCAGCUACUCUAUGGCCUGCAAAUAUAUCAGUAACGGUGUUGAAAAUGUUGAUACAUUUGAGAGUGUGUUGUCUGACGGGUUUAGCUGGGAUAUCUCGGAAUCAUUUGGAGUGGAAAACCUUACUAUUGCUCAAAUGUUUCAAAAUUGUAAAGAUGAUAUGGGCAUAUAUUCUGCAUUACAUUUGCAGUAUAUAUUUGACAUUGAUAAAGAGUUUAAUCUAAGUGAUGUGAAAGCAGAAGUAAGGAAGAUGGAAGAUACUACCCUAACACUUCCCAAUAUAACACUGCUGUCUCCUGGAUUGAAGACUCAGUUAAAUGAUUACAAGCAAGCCGCUGUGUCAGAUAUCAACUUUACAGAAUACACCACAGAGCUUGACAAACCAUUAUUUGGAAGUCAGCAGCUGCUUGUAGUCAUCAGCGAUCUAACAGAUGCUGCUGAUACUCUCGACAGGACUCAACCUGGAAUUGCUACAGAUCUUAGAAAAGCUGCUGCUGAUUUGAAGAAAUUGAACGAGGAGGAGAUAGCAGAGAUAAAUGAGGGAAAAACGUACCUGUCAGCAUCACUCAAAAGUUUACAAGACAAAGCCCAAGUGUCUGUACCAGAUUCAAUUGGCAACCUGACUGACAGCAUCAAAAAGUCAGAGGAUGACUUUAAUAAUAAUAAGGAUUCAAUUGUAAUACAGGAGUUGAAGGUGGCUGUAGAGGAUAUUUUAACAAUUAUUGAAGAAACUGUGAAUUCAACAAAACUGUUUAUAAAAUAUGACGUAGGCAAAUGUCGACCUCUGUAUGAUGCAGCACAGAGUGUAGUAGAUGCAGUUUGUGUAGUAACUCUUGACCCUCUGAAUGCUAUAUGGUUUGGUCUGGGUUGGAGCUUAUUCUUUUACAUUCCAUGUUUUAUUUUCGCUGCCUUACUCGCAAAUCUAUACAAACGGACAGAGAAAUACAAGAAAAAAGACCAUGGAUUUGAUGACCCAAUACACUCACAGUAUACUGGCUAUGAUGAUUACCGUGGAAACCGUCAUGAGGACAAUGUGCCACUGACCAGUAUGGGAAAGGAUCAACGCUAUAGUUCAAACGGAGCAUACAAUCAGGGUUAUCAAGGUAGAGAAUAUGAGCACGAACCCCGUUAUCAUAGGGAUGAAGCUUCUGGUUACCCACCUGACAAUUACUCCCGUGAUCGUGGGGUUCCUCGUGGUAGUGCUGGGCAUCACUAUGCCCAACCCCAUGCAGAUCCCUACGAUCAACCUCCACGGUAUGAUGAUGCAGUAUCGGACCGUUACGAUCGGGUGUCACGUCACGGUGGGUAUCCUAGGUUGAGCAACUACUAAUUUUUGCAUCUAGAGUUAGGCAAGUUUCUUACCAUACACAGAGUUAGGGCGAAUGGGUGGAGAUAGAGCUGGUUAUUAGAUGCAAUCAACCAAUGACACUUCAUCAUGCAUAAUCUGACCAAUGAGCUACAACAGGAAACGAAAUUAUCCAACCAAAGACAUUGUUACAAAAGCAGAGCAGAUGAUAAGGCAGCCAAUGAAAGUUAACCAUUUUGUCAGCUUUAGGUCUGACCCAGAUGAAUCAAUUAAAGAAGUAUGAAAAUGAUAAAAACAGCUCGCUGAUAGAGUGGGAAAUAGUGAUUACCUACGCAAAGUCUCUGCAUUACAAUUUUAAACUGAAUUACAAUUAAAUAGUGCUUGUAAUUCUAAGGCCUACUGUAUGAUUUCAGUUUUUGUGCUGAAGUUGAUUUUAUUAUACAGGAAAACAGAGAUUUUUAUGACAAUUUUAUUGUUAUGUAGAUUUUAGCUUUCAUUUAUCAUUAAAAGUUAC
Mercenaria mercenaria is the source of this 3462-nucleotide messenger RNA. RefSeq names its product prominin-1-A-like. The record is from RefSeq and is a predicted model, not a curated record. The transcript has 27 exons. Gene Ontology annotation, cellular component: membrane. NCBI's taxonomy places the organism in Eukaryota, Metazoa, Mollusca, Bivalvia, Venerida, Veneridae. Bases 159 to 2972 code for a protein of 937 amino acids.